This is a messenger RNA of Meloidogyne enterolobii, 609 nucleotides long. NCBI's taxonomy places the organism in Eukaryota, Metazoa, Nematoda, Chromadorea, Rhabditida, Meloidogynidae. The record is from the annotation of a GenBank genome assembly.
AUGGAUCGUUGUUGUAUUCAAUUAAACUGUAAAACGUUGGGAAUGAUGGAAGUUGGAUCCCCAGAUGAUAAUGGAAAGUGUGAGGAUGGGGCCCAAUUUGUUAAUAAUCAGUGUUGUGAUAUACCCCCUUGUACUAAAAAUCAAAUGGACGAUAUUGGACGGGGAAUGGAAGGUGUUUGUGAUGGAAAAGAUACAAAAUAUAUAGAUGGACGUUGUUGUGUUGCGAAAAAAGAACCACCAACAACAACAACUCCUAAACCCUCAACAACAACUCCUUUGGGGCUUUAUGUAAAUGGACGCUUCUUUAUGAAUUGUGCAGAUAAAGAAAGUGAUCGCUUUUGCCAGGAUAAUAUUAAUAAAUGCAUGCAAAGAAAUGGUGGAAGAAAUUGGGGACGAGGAAGAAAUAGAAUAAAUAAAAAAUAUAUGGCCUUUAAUUGUUGUAAUUCUUGUCGACUAGCGUUUAAAGAUUUUUUGCCUACAUUAUAUGGAGGAGGGAAUAAUAAUAAUGAUUAUGAUGAUAUUAAUGAUGAUUAUAAUAAUGAUGAUGGUUACGGAUAUAAUAAUGGAUAUAAUAAUGGUUAUAGAGGCAAUGGUAGACGAAAUUGGUGA